AUGUCAAUCAACCACCAGGAGUUGGAUCCCGUGAAGGGUAGCGCGGUCCCGUCCAAGGUAGUCAUAAUCGGUGCUGGGGUAUUCGGCCUCAGCACAGCGCUUGCACUCGCUUCAAGACAUCCUGAGACCCAGAUCGUUGUAGUAGACCGGCUCACGCCUCCAGUCAAGGACGGUACGAGUGUCGACACUACAAGAUGCAUAAGAUCUGAUUAUGCCGAUCCGAUAUACCGGCGCCUCGCAGAAGUGGCCCAGGAUAUGAUAUUCCAAGAUCCAGAGCUCCAGCCAUGGACAUUCAAACAGGGCAUGACAUAUGUUUGCGAUGGAAGACCAAGCCGCUUCACAACGACGUGGACAGAGGAGCGCGAUCAAGCCAGGUUGCGGAAAGGCUUUGCCGAGUCUACACAACGCAGCGACGUAUUUCACCGUAUCCACGGUAUUGAUGCUGUGCUCCCUAGUAUGGAGCAUUCGGAUUGGAACAUGGGUUUUUCCAACAUGACUGCUGCUUUCAUUGAUGCUGAAGAGGGCAUUCGAGUUUACUAUCAGCGCUGCCUUCGGAAUCCAUCGAUCUCUUUCCGCUGCGGCGUACCUGUGAAGGAAAUCGUCACGGAGAAGGGAGAGGCCAAGGGUAUUCUUCUCGAGAGUGGCGAUCAAAUCGAUGCCGAUCUGGUCGUUGUUGCAGCCGGUGCUUGGUCCGCGAAGCUCGUCUCACUCGGCCAAAGGGUAAGUCCCAUUGGCCACGAAGUGGUCUGGUUCAAGGUUACUCCAGAGGAGGAAGCGCGGUGGAAGAAUAUGUCCAUUACCACGAACUUGAGCACAGGGCUGAAUAUCUUCCCACCCUACCGUGGCGAGAUCAAGGUGCUGCGACGCUCUCCUGGCUUCGUCAACACCAUCACAGUGCCUGACCCAGAAAGUCCGGCCGAGAAAAUGCGCAUUUCGUACCCGAGAACAAUCGUAGACAACCCAACGGACGAAAUUCCAUGGGACGCAGAAGUUGCCAUUCGGAAGAAUUUGCGCGAGAUAAUGCCACCCCUCGCCGAUCGAGCGUUUGAUCGCACCAAGAUCUGCUGGAUUAGUACGACCCCAACGGCAGAUUUUCUGAUUGCGCCACACCCUCGCCUUCGUCGACUACACAUGGCUACCGGUGGCUCAGCACAUGCCUGGAAGUUUCUGCCAAUCAUCGGCGACUGGGUUGCUGAUUCUAUAGAGGGAAAGCUGGACCCAGAAUUGGUUGAUAAGUGGAGCUUCGACCGGUUGUCCAACGGGAAGGAUCGAAAUGCGCCUAGAAUGGACGGCAAGCCACAAGAACUGAACGAGGUAGUCCGACAUCGUUUGUAG
Molecule: messenger RNA, 1335 nt
Organism: Cyphellophora attinorum
Lineage: Eukaryota; Fungi; Ascomycota; Eurotiomycetes; Chaetothyriales; Cyphellophoraceae
Product: L-pipecolate oxidase
Exons: 3
Coding region: 1-1335 (444 amino acids)
Molecular function (GO): sarcosine oxidase activity; proline dehydrogenase activity; flavin adenine dinucleotide binding
Source: RefSeq, a predicted model, not a curated record